Messenger RNA from Acipenser ruthenus (sterlet), 3988 nucleotides. Its product is annotated as zinc finger protein 271-like. Gene Ontology annotation, cellular component: nucleus. Gene Ontology annotation, molecular function: DNA-binding transcription factor activity, RNA polymerase II-specific; RNA polymerase II cis-regulatory region sequence-specific DNA binding. The record is from RefSeq and is a predicted model, not a curated record. Lineage: Eukaryota; Metazoa; Chordata; Actinopteri; Acipenseriformes; Acipenseridae. Gene Ontology annotation, biological process: central nervous system development; regulation of transcription by RNA polymerase II.
GCAGCCAGCCAGAGGUCUCUGAGGUUAAAGCUGAGCACAAUAAAUGGGAGAUCCCCCAGACAGAAGAACCCCUUCCUGUUAAACAAGAAGAGGUGCUGGAAACUGUCCGUAUUAAACAGGAGCCCCCUGAAGUAGAGUUUGACCACAUGGAACCAGUGAAGGAAGAAUCCGAGGACUUCAAACCAAACAUCUCUGAGCUGGAGCCUGUACGCCUGCGGGAGUGUAGCGUGGUGCUGGAGAGAAUCUGCGUGAGAGAGCAAGGCGCUGGAGAGGAAGGCUCUCCCAACAGCACGCAAGGAGGUGGAAAGGAAGACGGGCGCUCCCAUUCAGAAUGCAGUCUAGCAGGUUCCAGUCCAGCAGCUAAAGUGAGGGCGGGAGCUGGAGAAUAUCCUGAUUGUGGGAAAGGUUUCACCCAGUUUGGGCAUUUUAAAACACACCAGCGAACUGACGCAGAAAAGAAACCGUAUCGUUGCUCUGACUGUGGAAAGAGUUUCAGUCAGUCAGGUACCCUGAAAACACACCAGCGAAUUCACACAGGAGAGAAACCGUAUUCCUGCACUCACUGUGGGAAGAGUUUCAGUCAGUCAAACAACCUUGUAUCACACCAGCGAAUUCACACAGGAGAGAAACCGUAUCGCUGCUCUGACUGUGGAAAGAGUUUUCAGUCAAACAACCUUGUUUCACACCAGCAAAUUCACAGAGGAGAGAAACUGUAUUGCUGCUCUGAUUGUGGGAAGAGUUUCAGUUACUCAGGAACCCUGAAAGCACACCAGCAAAUUCACACAGGAGGGAAAACAUAUUGUUGCUCUGACUGUGGGAAGAGUUUCAGUCAUUCAAACAGCCUUCUUUUCCACCAGCGAAUUCACACGGGAGAGAAACCGUAUCGCUGCUCUGACUGCGGGAAGAGUUUCAGUUACUCAGGAGACAUGAAAGCACACCAGCGAAUUCACACAGGAGAAAAACCGUAUUGCUGCUCUGACUGUGGGAAGAGUUUCAGUCGGUCAAACAGCCUUGUUUCACACCAGCGAAUUCACACAGGAGAGAAACCAUAUCGCUGCUCCGACUGUGGGAAGAGUUUCAGUUAUUCAGGAAACCUGAAAACACACCAGCGCAUUCACACAGGAGAGAAACCGUAUUACUGCUCUGACUGUGGGAAGAGUUUCACCCAGUUAGAGCAUUUUAAAACACACCAGCGAAUUCACACAGGAGAGAAACCGUAUCACUGUUCUGACUGUGGGAAGAGUUUCAGUAGGUCACAAAACAUGAUAAAACACCUGCGAAUUCACACAGGAGAGCAACUGUAUCGCUGCUCUGACUGUGGGAAGAGUUUCAGUCAGUCAAACAACCUUGUUUCACACCAGCGAAUUCACACAGGAGAGAAACCAUAUCACUGUUCUGACUGUGGGAAGAGUUUCAGUUACUCAGGAGACAUGAAAGCACACCAGCGAAUUCACACAGGAGAAAAAACGUAUCGCUGCUCUGACUGUGGGAAGAGUUUCAGUCAGUCCGGACACCUUGUUUCACACCAGCGAACUCACACAGGAGAGAAACCGUAUCGCUGCUCUGACUGUGGGAAGAGUUUCAGUAGGUCAGGAGACUUGAAAGAACACCAGCGAAUUCACACAGGAGAAAAAACGUAUCGCUGCUCUGACUGUGGGAAGAGUUUCAGUCAGUCCGGACACCUUGUUUCACACCAGCGAAUUCACACAGGAGAGAAACCGUAUCGCUGCUCUGACUGUGGGAAGAGUUUCAGUAGGUCAGGAGACAUGAAAGAACACCAGCGAAUUCACACAGGAGAGAAACCGUAUUCCUGCUCUGACUGUGGGAAGAGUUUCAGUCAGUCCGGACACCUUGUUUCACACCAGCGAAUUCACACAGGAGAGAAACCGUAUCACUGUUCUGACUGUGGGAAGAGUUUCAGUAGGUCAGGAGACAUGAAAAAACACCAGCGAAUUCACACAGGAGAGAAACCGUAUUCCUGCUCUGACUGUGGGAAGAGUUUCAGUCAUUCAAACAACCUUGUUUCACACCAGCGAAUUCACACAGGAGAGAAACCGUAUCGCUGCUCUGACUGUGGGAAGAGUUUCCUGUGGAGUAGUGACAUGAAAGCACACCAGCGAAUUCACACAGGAGAGAAACCGUAUUCCUGCACUCGCUGUGGGAAGAGUUUCAGUCAGUCAAACAACCUUGUUUUACACCAGAGAAUUCACACAGGAGAGAAACCGUAUUCCUGCUCUGACUGUGGAAAGACUUUCAGCUAUUCAAACAGCCUUGUUGUCCACCAGCGAAUUCACACAGGAGAGAAACCGUAUCGCUGCUCUGACUGUGGGAAGAGUUUCAGUCAGUCAGCCAGCCUUAAAACACACCAGCGAAUUCACACAAGAGAGAAACCGUAUCACUGCUCUGACUGUGGGAAGAGUUUCGGUUGGGCAGGAACCCUGAAAGCACACCAGCGAAUUCACACAAGAGAGAAACCGUAUCGCUGCUCUGACUGUGGGAAGAGUUUCAGUUAUUCAGGAAACCUGAGAAUACACCAGCAAAUUCACACAGGAGAGAGACCGUAUCGCUGCUCUGACUGUGGGAAGAGUUUCCGUCUUAAACAAGGCCUUCAGAAACACCAGCUAAUUCACACAGGAGAGAAACCGUAUCGCUGCUCUGACUGUGGGAAGAGUUUCUACCAUUUUAAAACACACCAGCGAACUCACACAGGAGAGAAACCGUAUCCCUGCUCUGACUGUGGUAAGAGUUUCAGUCAGUCAAGAGACCUGAAAACACACCAGCGAAUUCACACAGGAGAGAAACCAUAUCUCUGCUCUGACUGUGGAAAGAGUUUCAGUCAGUUAGGCAACCUUCUUUCACACCAGCUAAUUCACACAGGAGAGAAACCGUAUUGCUGCUCUGACUGUGGGAAGAGUUUCAGUCAGUCAAACAGGCUUGUUUCACACCAGAGAAUUCACACAGGAGAGAAACCGUAUUCCUGCUCUGACUGUGGGAAGAGUUUCAGUCGGUCAGACAAGCUUGUUUCACACCAGAGAAUUCACACAGGAGAGAAACCAUAUCACUGCUCUGACUGUGGGAAGAGUUUCUCUAGGUCAGCAGACAUGAAAGCACACCAGCGAAUUCACACAGGAGAGAAACCAUAUUCCUGCUCUGACUGUGGGAAGGGUUUCUGUAGGUCAGCAGACAUGAAAGCACACCAGCGAAUUCACACAGGAGAGAAACCAUAUUCCUGCUCUGACUGUGGGAAGAGUUUCAGUCGGUCAUACAGGCUUGUUUCACACCAGAGAAUUCACACUGGAGAAAAACCAUAUUCCUGCUCUGACUGUGGGAAGAGUUUCAGUCGGUCAGACAAGCUUGUUUCACACCAGAGAAUUCACACAGGAGAGAAACCAUAUCACUGCUCUGACUGUGGGAAGAGUUUCAGUCAUUCAAACAACCUUGUUUCACACCAGGUAAUUCACACAGGAAAGAAACCAUAUUGCUGCUCUGACUGUGGGAAGAGUUUCAGCAGGUCAGCAGACAUGAAUGCACACCAGCGAAUUCACACAGGAGAAAAACCAUAUUCCUGCUCUGACUGUGGGAAGAGUUUCAGUCAGUCAAACAGGCUUGUUUCACACCAGCGAAUUCACACAGGAGAGAAACCGUAUCGCUGCUGUGACUGUGGGAAGAGUUUCCGUUUUAAACAAGGCCUUAAAACACACCAGCGAAUUCACAGAAGAGAGAAACCUUAAAGACUAUGUUAAUUGGGACUGUUCUAUCAUGAAGAAAAAAAUGUCAACCUUGCAUUAUGAAUUUGAAACAAAAACACUUUGGAAAUGUGAAAAAUCACCAAGUUAUCAAAAGUACCCAGCCAGUUAAAGUAGAGAUAUCAAAAACACAAGACAAGCUUCAAGAAACCAUUGUGGCAACCUUGCCCAGCACCAAGCAACUGGGCACAACUGUAAAACCGAUGAGGUCCAAGGUUGCCCCAAUUUCACAACUAACACAU